Molecule: messenger RNA, 970 nt
Organism: Chanos chanos (milkfish)
Lineage: Eukaryota; Metazoa; Chordata; Actinopteri; Gonorynchiformes; Chanidae
Gene: micos10
Product: mitochondrial contact site and cristae organizing system subunit 10
Exons: 4
Coding region: 68-298 (76 amino acids)
Cellular component (GO): MICOS complex; mitochondrion; mitochondrial inner membrane
Source: RefSeq, a predicted model, not a curated record
UGAUGUCAACUUAGCCACCGAAUGCAAAGUCAAGUGGAUUCAGUCAUUUAUUGUUGUGUUUGCCAAAAUGUCUGAAAAAGAACUUGGACAGAAAUUGGAUCGCUGCCUUGCGGACUGUGCUGUCAAAAUCGGUGCUGGUCUUGGUUUAGGUAUUGUUUUCUCCGUCGUCUUCUUCAAACGUCGGACGUUGCCAAUUGCUUUUGGCACAGGAGCAGGUCUUGGCAUGGCAUAUUCAAACUGCCAAAAUGACUUGAGAUCACCAUAUCUACUGCACAGUAACACUAUCAAGGAACAGUAGUGCUAGUGAUGGAUAUUCUUCAUCGGUUGUUCAGCUGUUUGCGGUUCGACAGUGCGGGCGGGUGUCUCUCUAUGGGCUGGCGCCCUCCCAGUAUCAUUUCCAUGUGCCUCAACAAGAUAACCUUUUAUUUAAUAAAAUGUUGAAAAAGAAAUUUGUUAAUUCUCAUUUAAUGACCAUAUGGUGGUCAGCAUCCCAUUAAAAUUACACGGUGAUAAUAUGACAGAUAUUUUCUGUGGUGGUUUCUUAGUACAUUGCUUUGCUGAAAAAUUGCUGCAAGUACACUAUGGCAAUAGAAGGGUUAACGGGCAUUUUUGGCGGAGGACCAAGACAGUACCAUGCCAAAUACAUGGUUCUGCCCGAAUGUUGUGGACAAAUUCUGUUCAACAUGAACCCCCUCUGCUUUUAAGUAGAGUUAUGUUGAGCACCUCUCCUCUUUUGUUUGAGAGAGGUAGAGAAAGAUGGGGAUUGGUUCAUUCGUUCAUUUAAUUGCUCUGAGUUUCUUUUUUUUUCCUCAGUGGAGUAGAAGAGUGACUGCAGCUGAAUAAAACAGAAUAAAACAUAUGAACGCUUUUUGUAAAUACUGGUGAUGUUCAGUGAUUGUUACAGUUUUCAUAAUUAAUAUAGAGAGAAAAAUCACAAGCAUGCCUACAGUGCUGAAUGGUACUGUACAAU